This is a messenger RNA of Erythranthe guttata (spotted monkey flower), 1608 nucleotides long. The record is from RefSeq and is a predicted model, not a curated record. NCBI's taxonomy places the organism in Eukaryota, Viridiplantae, Streptophyta, Magnoliopsida, Lamiales, Phrymaceae.
AUGGCUAGGGUGAUGAUGAGUGCAAAAAAUCUGUCUAACAGGUUUUGGGCUGAGGCUGUCAACACAGCCUGUCACAUCUCAAAUCGUGUGUAUCUAAGAUUAGGAUCCAUGAUGACUUCAUAUGAAAUUCUUUAUGCUGAAGAUGAAGUUGAUGACUUAAUUGCUGAAAGAGAAUCAACCGAAGAAGACACUUCUACCACAGAUGGCCUAGACACAAACAGUCCAGUUUUAAGAGAAGAAGGUGUUGAGCCAAGUGUCACCACAUCUGACUCAGCACAUCCUACAGAGAAUACAGAGACUGAAUUGCAGCCAACCUUUGAUAUGGAUAUCAAAAGUGCUUUUCUGAAUGGGGUUUUAAAUGAGGAAGCAUAUGUAGAACAGACAAAGGUCAACCUUGAAGCUGUACCAAUCAGCUACAUUGAGCCCGGAGAUGAGCUGAACCCAAUCGACCCAGACAACUUCGAGUUUGUGGGUCCCUCUUCCACUGCCGGAAGGUUUCCAACGCGCCGGUCCAAGCGUAUGAAUCCCUUCCCAGAUCUGAAUACUGCGGUGCCACAACGCCGAAGGGGAGAAAACUCUCCCCGAAGAGGAAGCAGAGGAGGAAGAAGAGGAGGCAGAGGUGGCCGUACUCCAGUUAGGUCAAAUCCACCAAGAGGCCUUCAUUUGGUGGAUGAAGAAACUGAUGAUGAAGAAGGAGAUCCUACCUUUGUAGCACCAGAGGCUCAAGCUCUUUCCUCCAGCUCCUCUGAGUCAUCAUCAAAGGACUCAACUUCCCCAGCAUCAACUCAGGGGGAGACAUCUCAGCCCAGCAUGGCAGCAACAGCCUCUCAACACCCUGUUUGUGAAGGUGUUGCUUCACAUGCUCCAGAAGAUGCUGCUGCACCCACUGUCUCAGCAAAUGUUCCUCAGAAUGCUGCCGAGGAUGCUGCUCCUUAUCAGGAUGAAGAAAUGCCUGAUUUUUCUGGGAUGUCAUCUGCAGAGCAUGUUGACAUUCCUACUGUUGAUGCUCAGGAUUUCACCAGUACUGAAGAAACACCAUCAGCACCUCAUGGAGAUCCUCUGGAAACCCUGGCAGAAGCAACAGUUCAAGCAGAUGCAUCUCCUCAUCAGGCUGAAGAACCAGAGAAAAGUGAUGACAGCUGGGAGGUUCCUCUAGCUGCUUUUCGCAAAAAUUUGCCCUCCUCUGAUUCAGACAGUGAAUCUUCUGAAGACUCUUCUCAGCAGAAAGAAGGUGUUGCCCCACCUAUUGCAUCACCUGAACCAGCAUACGUCCCUGAUGAGCUUGAAGAUUCAGAAGAUGAUGACUCCUCAGAAGAAGAAGAACCAGACUUAGAUGGGAAGAAUUUGUCAACCCCUUUUGAGCUUACCUAUCACCAGUCCAUGGUGGACAUGCUUCAAAAGGCUCUUUCUGAUCAAAAAGGGGGAGAAAAAGGUCAUGAAGCUGAACCAGGAACUUCUCACCCUUUGGAUGCCAGAGGCAGAGAGCAAGGAGUAAAUGAAGAGGAAGCAAAGAAUGAGGGUGAAGCUCAAGGAGCAGAAGAAAGCAGUGGAUCUAGUGAUGGAGGAGCAGCAGCUGAUACUGAGGAGACUUUGGAUAUUCUACUUUAA